AUGCACUUUGUUUCCAUUACCGGUCAGCAUGAAGAUGAAGCAUUGUUCGAGGUGGCAAUGGGUUGGCACGGCACACAGAUCAACAAACUCCUUCUCCCGAAGAUACGAUCUGACUAUGGCACCUAUCCUCUGCUAAACCUUCUACUGGUAUCUAAGGAGUUCUCUCUAAAGAAGAUGUGUGAUCAAAAGCUUCUUCCUGGAGGCAUCCGCCAGAAAAAGGCACAAAUGAUGUUCUCCGUGAACCUGGUGCCCAGAUUGAUCUUGGACAUUCACGGCAAGGUAGAGACAAAGCUGCGCACCCUUACUUCGCUUUGGGCCCUGGCCAGAUACAGCAACAACCAUCUCGACCUCAAGCUUACAUUCAACGGAGCUAUACACGUCAGCGAGCGCCGCAUGCUGUCUAGCACGACGUAUCUGAAACGGCUGUACGCUGAGAUCAAAUGUUACCAGGAGCAACUGCGAUGGGCAGUCUCAAUGUCGGCGACGGGUAGCCCAGACCCACUAGCUCGCUUGGGAAGUCAUCGUGUUAGGGAAAUCUUCGUGCAAGCGCGCGUGUUGUUGAUUUCCCACGCCAAAGCUCUGUUCGAUGAACCAAUGCACAGCAACAUUCAGCCAACCACAUCUUUGCAUCAUCACUAUCAACCAGCGUCUAUCAAAGAAUCGGUCAUCGAUCUCACGCAUCCAGCACAAGCAAUUAUGUCCGAACCUCCUCAUAAACGUCGCAGAACUACUGCCCGCCUCCUACCAGAACAAGACAAUGUCAUCACCCGGGUCCCUGGAGUCCAAGAGAGACGCUCCAUACGCGUCGCGACACAGUUUCAACUGAGAUACAGCACAAGAUCACCAUUCUUCCGUCUACUGCCCCUCGAAAUCAGAAGCAUGAUCUACAAGUCUUGUUUCGAGUCAAUGGCUCGCGCGGGCGACCAGAGAAUUGAACCCAGUUCGACCGAGAUUCUCCACAAUGGCAAAAUGGUCGAGGUCCUCGGACUUGGAGGAGAUACACACGACGUCUCGCCCUUGGAUAUCUUUCUGGUGUGCCGAGGGAUGCACAAGGAAGCAGAGCCGGUGUUGUGGUCAGAGAUGAACUUCCUGUUCCGCAGCACCAGGCUGCUAAACCUUCUCUCCACGACUAAGCAGCUUGCACACUGUCGUCCUUCAAGGAGCAUCCCCCUCAUGUACCCCGUGGAAAAGAUCCGCAGGAUCGAACUGGAGUUCCCAGAGACCUACGUCAGCGACCUUGAAAGCGACCUAAAAACCCUGGAGUGCUUUUGGAACCUCGCGAAAAGAAUCGGCGACAAGUUCGAAUUGCGCAUAACCUACCCCAGUACCGAAGACAACGCAGAGCAAUCGGAAGUUGAGGCUGCUGCUCUUAAGACCAUCUUCAACGACAUGAGAGUCUAUCAGGCACGCCGAGAGGCAGCAGGUCAAAAACUCAGGGUGAGUAAGACGGAAAUGCUCUCCUGGAUCGACGACGAUCCCUGGAAGUUUGUCGUGAACUUCCCGGAUCCGUCUGAAGUGAUCAACACCGGCGACGAGAGUCAGAACAUCUCUUGA
This is a messenger RNA of Aureobasidium pullulans EXF-150, 1554 nucleotides long. RefSeq lists its product as uncharacterized. The record is from RefSeq and is a predicted model, not a curated record. NCBI's taxonomy places the organism in Eukaryota, Fungi, Ascomycota, Dothideomycetes, Dothideales, Saccotheciaceae. The coding region runs from base 1 to 1554 and encodes 517 amino acids. The transcript has 4 exons.